AUGAAUCGAUUUACUAUUGUUCAAAGAUCAUUUUUUAUAUUUUCACUUAUUGCUCUUUUUUGGAUAAUAUUUAUCAUAAUCUAUAUGUUAAGUCGUAUUAUUAUUCGAUUUAUAACAAAUUUCAAACGUUUACGUAUUCAAUAUGAUUCACCAUCAAUAUCAAAUGAAAAAAUUUGUCGAGCAUUUGUUAUAUCAUCAAAUCAAUAUGGAUCAUUUCGUCCAACAUAUCUACCAACACCAUUACUUUAUCGUUCUAAUAGUCUUUUUUCAAAUUGUGAUUUUAUAUUAAAUAAUAAUGAACAAACAACAUCACAAACAGUAUUUAAUAUUAAUUUACAAUCAAAUACAACGAAUCCUAGUUUAUUAGAAUAUUAUUUAAAAACUUAUAAUCCAUUAAAUAUUGAUUUAAAAAAUAAUAAUAAUAAUAAUAAUAAUAAUAAUCAAGAAAUUAUUACAACAUCACCUAUUAAAGAUGAAUCUUAUGAAGAAGCACCAAGUGAUACUGACACACGUCCAAUAGCAAAUUGUUAUGCACUAAAUUGUACAAACAAACGAAAAUUAUAUCAUGGUAGACAAUAUACUCGUCUUAAAGAACAAGAAAAUUGCUCGGCAACUAUGAGUAUUGCUGAUGAUCGACUGUCUGAAUGUAGUACAAAAUUAACUACUAUCACAUUGCCUACAGUGAUGAUCACAGAUUGUUCUGAUAGUCAACGAUUACAUACAGAUAUCAUUGAACUAAAUGAGGAUGAGAAGGACAAAUAA
This is a messenger RNA of Rotaria sordida, 762 nucleotides long. The record is from the annotation of a GenBank genome assembly. NCBI's taxonomy places the organism in Eukaryota, Metazoa, Rotifera, Eurotatoria, Philodinida, Philodinidae.